Mizuhopecten yessoensis (Yesso scallop) is the source of this 3328-nucleotide messenger RNA. RefSeq lists its product as uncharacterized. The transcript has 11 exons. Lineage: Eukaryota; Metazoa; Mollusca; Bivalvia; Pectinida; Pectinidae. The record is from RefSeq and is a predicted model, not a curated record. Gene Ontology annotation, molecular function: protein binding. Bases 107 to 3328 code for a protein of 1073 amino acids.
CUGCACUGGCGCAGACGUGUUGGGCGGAGUUCGAACUUGAAUAUUUAAGGCCCCGACCGGGCCGACGCUUUAUUUAAUCACCAGAUAACCAAUUUCAUCAAAGAAAAUGGCAGACCAAGCUGAUACUUCCUCAGCUCACAGUCGGCAGUUGCAGAUCAAGAAGCUGCAUGCUGACAUGGUCCGACGCCUAAGUGGAAUAUUCAGUCCAAAUCUGAACACCUGGCAGAGUAUUUUGGUAGAACUAGAGGCCAUUAUUGAUCCUGCAGAUUUACUUCUGGAUGACAUUAAACAUUUUGGGCAAAUAUGUCGGAGUCUGAUGUGUAAGGGAACUAUUGCUCAUGGCUCUUAUGAUGAACUCCACUGUGCAGUCCGGAAUGUUGAUGCCCAGGCUGCUAAAAUUGUGGAGGAAACUUCUAUCAAGAUUAAAGCGCUACAGCCUGAAGAAACCAACAGCUACACAGGGGAACCAGAUAGUAGACAUUUAAGCAGAGAAGCAGCAUCCUCAUAUGAUGUUCCUCACAAUGUUGAAUCAUCUCACAUGAGAUCUAAAGUGCAUUCUGGUAAUCCUCACAUGAGCACUGUAACUCACUCAAGUGAUAGUAUUGUGCAGUCAUCAAUCCCAAGUCAGGAGCAAAUCAACCUAGAAAGAGGCCAACUAGAGGCGAUGGAGUAUGGUGAGAAAACCACAUCACCUAAGAUAGCACUGCCAGGGGAAAACACUGACAGCAGGGGAUGUCAGACAGGAGACAGGAUUCCCCAUAUUCAAACCAUCACAGCUGGUGCUAGUGGUCCUGAAAUAAAACAUUUUUCUGAAGAGGCUGUAGGUAAAAUGGUGUCAGCUUACCUGCAAGGAGAAAAUACAGAAGUGACAACGGUGGCAGUCAGCCAAACCCAGGGAGGGGCUACAGGGACAAUGGUGCCUGCUCACCCCCAGGAAGGGGCUACAGGGACAAUGGUGGCUGCUCACCCCCAGGGAGGGGCUACAGGGACAAUGGUGCCUGCUCACCCCCAGGAAGGGGCUACAGGGACAAUGGUGCCUGCUCACCCCCAGAGAGGGGCAACAGGGACAAUGGUGCCUGCUUACCCCCAGGGAGGGGCUACAGGGGCAAUGGUGCCUGCUUACCCCCAGGGAAGUACAACAAUGGUGCAAGUACAAAAGCAGAAAAUAGGCAACGUGAACUUAUCAUUUAGCGGAGGAGAAGCCAAUGUGUUUGGAGAUCAUAAUGCUAUCACUAUAAACAGACCGGAUGAUGAAGCUAAAGCCUUGAUGACAGACGUCAAGGAAAUGUUGUCUGAAUUCAAACAGACUAGGGACAGACAGAAUGUGGACCAGAGGAUGCCACAGAAAAAGUCGCAAAAAACAUCAGGAACUCAGACCAGUGGACCAUCAGAAGCCAAGCGACCCAACACUGGAGACGGAGACCAGACAAGAGAUAGGUAUCCUAAGCUAACAGCUAUGAUAGAAACAACCACAGCCAUGAUAUUGAAAGAAAAAGACGAAUACAAGUUCUUUUCUACCAAAAGUCUCCAGGAUGCCUACCAUAAACUAAUGAAGAACAGCUUGGUGAUAAUUAAGGGAAAUUCUGGAGACGGGAAGACAUCCAUUGCACUUGAACUUCUCCGUCGGCUGUGCUAUAAUGAGGAGAGGCAACAAUGUCGACAGCCACUAGAACUGCAUGAUAUCAAAGACUUGGAUAAGGUGACCCCAAAGUCACAAUUAGUUAUUUAUUUAGAUGAUAUCUUUGGGAAGAAUGUUGUGUGUAAACAAGAUGUGGAAGAAUGGGAGAAAAGAGAAAAAUCAAUUAUUUCAAAAUUUUGUGGAAAUGAGCACAGAGAUGGCAAUUUUCUGAUCAUUGCGAUUCGCAGUGGAAUUUCAAAUUCUUUAAAUGCAUAUUACUUGGAAAAGGUAUUCACUAAACAAAACAUUGUUGACCUUAACAUAGAUGCAAAAGAAAAACUGGAAUUGUUAAGUUUGUACAAACCAAAAGAUAAUUUUGUUUCAUGGAAAGAAAGUGAAGAGAAGGAAAUUGUCAAGUGUGCUCCUGACAUUGGGUUUCCACAAUGCUGUAGGUUGUUCAGAGAUUCACCUAUUUUGCAAGCAGAGAGGGUCAAUUUUUUUAAAAGACCUUUUCAUUUUCUGAAAUCUUCAUUAUCUAAAUUGGAAGACGGAAAAUGUUAUGGUCUGGUGUAUCUUUUCCUUAAUGGAGGCAAAGUCAUGGAAGAUGAUUUAGACUCUAACAAUGAAAAUAUUGAUGAACAUUUAUUAGAAGCAGCAUUUGCUAAUGAUGUAGUAAAAGUUACCACAACAGCGGAGCUUGUUCACAAUAGGUCUAAGGGGAGGAAAAUAGAAUUUGUGAAGGAUUCGUUAGAUUGUCUGUUGGGUUGGAUGGUGAAAAAGGAGUCUGACCAGGAUGUGAAAAAAGAGUCUAAUCAAAAACAAAACGUUUGUUACAAAUUCAACCAUGACUCAAUUGAGGAAACUCUGGCCCUUUUGUAUGGAAAAAAAACUCCCAUUGGCUACAUACAGAAUUGUCCCAGCAAGUUCCUCAGUUAUGUAACUACCUCAAAACCCACUCCAAACAAAGGAGUUAUAUCAUCUGAUAAUCAGUACAAUGUUUUGUAUAAACGUUUACUCAGAGAGUUUAAAUCUAGAUACUCUGACCGAGAAAGUGACUGGUUUUAUAGUAAAUAUCAUACUAUAGCUUCAUUAGAUGUUUGGACAGAUAUUCAGUUUCUGCAAGGAUUUAUCAGAUGGCUUAGUGGUCAGAAUGAUGACAAAAACUUGUGCCAUGUGAUAACAUUUUGUUUGUUAAAUGGAGCAUGUUCUGCUGGUUCAGAAGAAUGUGCUUUAUCCCUCCUGUCGAAGGGUGUGAAACCUGACAAGGAGACACCGUUUUGUGUGGUAAAGGGAGGGAGUGUGAAUAUAUUAUGCAAAGUGGAGAGAAUUAUAGUUAAUUCCUUGCAUAGAGUUGAGGAUGAACAACAUAAAUGUGAGACAUUUGAGGGUCGUGUGGUGCACAGGAAUUGUGUGUGUGCUCAGUACGUGUGUCAGUUAUUGAGUGAGAGGGAGGAAACAGUGUUACAUCGUAGUUGUAAGUUUGGACACAUGGAGGUUUGUAAAUAUCUGUGUGAAUCGUACCCAGCACUAACUACAGCUGUAGAUAAUGACGGGAAAACAGUGUUACAUUCUAGUUGUAUGUUGGGACACAUGGAUGUUUGUAAAUAUCUGUGCGAGUCGUACCCAGCACUAACUACAGCUGUAACUAAGUCCGGGGAAACAGUGUUACAUUAUAGUUAUCCUCAAAUGAGUAGACUUGAGCAGGGUUGA